Molecule: messenger RNA, 3308 nt
Organism: Dicentrarchus labrax (European seabass)
Lineage: Eukaryota; Metazoa; Chordata; Actinopteri; Moronidae
Product: GTPase IMAP family member 8
Exons: 6
Coding region: 167-2713 (848 amino acids)
Molecular function (GO): GTP binding
Source: RefSeq, a predicted model, not a curated record
CUUCCUGUUUUUACAACUUUUGUUCCAGACCUAGUUCGGUAUUCACAAACUGUGUAUCUGAUAUUGCUACAGACUGCUGUUGAUUUGGCCAUUUAAUACUUAUCUUUCUUAUCACUAAUAUGGUUACCAACUGGAGGCAGAAGUCUCAAUAGUGUAUAUAGAAACAAUGGAUAAUCUACAUGCUGUUUCCACCUCUGGACAAAGUCACCACUCUCCAGGGUUGAGGAUUGUGUUAAUAGGUGGGAGAGAACUAAAUGGCAAUUCCAGUAAUAAGAGUGCAACUGGCAACAUCAUACUGGGUGAAAGUGUUUUUGACACCAACAGAAGAACUGCCCAGAGUGUUGUGAAGCAGAAGGAGGUCCAUGGCAGACAAGUCGCUGUGGUUGAUACUCCAGGCUGGUGGUGGCACUACCCACUGGGAAACACCCCAGUGCUGGAUCAGAUGGAGAUCAGGAACAGUGUCCAUCUGUGUCCCCCGGGGCCUCAAGCCUUUCUACUAGUCAUUCCUAUUGGUAUUAUGUUUCCUAAGAUCUUCAAAGUAUCAUUAAAGGAGCACUUGAAACUCUUCCAUGAAGCAGUGUUUCAUCACACCAUUGUGCUGUUUACGGUAGAUAGUCCAUACAGUCGUGAACAAUUGGAAUAUGAAAUCAGUUUGUGGUCAGACUUGCAGUGGGCUCUUAAACAAUGUGGAAACCGCAGACAUGUUCUCAAUGUCAGAGACAGUCAGGAUAGCACUCAAGUCACACUGCUGUUCAACAAAAUAGAUGAAAUGAUUGCAGAAAAUGCUGGUAGUCACUAUUCUGUUGAUAGUGCUGAUGGGAAUGCUCUGAGAGAGGAGAUGGAAGCGCUGGUUGAAAGGGCAUCAAAGAGGGUUGCUGAAGUGCAGACAAAGAGAAAGAAACUCAGAGCAUUGAUUGAAGGUGGCAUAACACCCCCAACUCAUUUAAGAAUAGUGAUGGUUGGGGCACAAUGGUCGGCCAAGAGCUCGGCAGGCAACACAAUCCUGAAAAAAGAAGCAUUUACUUUUCGUCACACAAGAGCAACAGAGUACUGUGAAAUAGGCCACAGCAUGGUGGCAGACAGGCAGCUCACAGUGGUAGAUUCCCCUGGCUGGUUCUACAAUCAAAGCCUUCAGGACACCUGUGAGAUGGAUAAACUUGAAAUAGAGAACAGCAUGCAUCAGUGCCCUCCGGGACCCCAUGCAGUGCUCCUGGUGGUCGGCCUGGCAUCCGCAUUCAACGCAUCAUACCAGAGAGCAGUCCAGGAGCACAUGAGUUUGUUCAAGGAUGAAGUCUGGAAGCACACGAUCGUUCUGUUCACCAGAGGUGACUGGCUGGGAGUGAAGACUGUGGAAGAGCGCAUAGAGAGUGAGGAAGGUCUGCAGUGGCUCAUGGACAAGUGUGGGAACAUGUAUCAUGUCCUGGACAACACGAACCACGGCGAUGAGACGCAGGUAACGGAGCUCCUCGAGAAGGUUGAAGAGAUGUGGGCGGGAAACAAAGAUCCUUAUUAUGAAGUUGACCUGGGCCGUGCACAACAGUUGGAAGCAAGGAAAGAGGUCACAGACAAGAUGGCUAUAAGGAUCAGACAGAUGACUCAAAGACAAGAAAGAAUAUUAAGAGAGUUGUUCAGAGGGGAGAGGCAUAAAAGCAAAGACAUGAGGGUCGUACUUCUGGGGAGAAAAGAGUCAGGGAAGAGUAUGCUUGGAAACAGGAUCCUCUUUGAAGAGCUAUUUGAAACAGCUUGGAUGAAGAAGGAAUUCCAAGGUCAGAGAUUAACCUCGACCUGUGUAAAACAUCAAAGAAAUGUUGCUGGAGUAAAUAUCUCAGCCGUUGAGGCGCCAGGCUGGUUGACCGAGACGAUGACAUCCGACUGGCUCAGAAGUGAAGUUCUCCGCAGUGUCUCCAUGUGUGCUCCGGGGCCCCAUGUUUUUCUCUUGGUUGUUCCCAUUUCUAAAGCCUUUACAGAGAAAGACCGCAAAGCAGUGGUUGACCUCUUGAGGCCAUUUGGUGAGAGCGUCUGGAGACACUGCAUGGUGCUGUUCACCUGGAAAGACUGGCUCAAUAACAGGUCCAUCGAGGAGUACAUCGCCACGGAAGGCCAAGACCUGAAAUGGCUCGUGGAAAAGUGUCGAAACAGAUACCACGUUCUCACGUGCAAUCGUUUUCAUGACAGUUAUCCAGUCAUAGAGAUGUUCCGGAAAGUUACUGACAUGAUAACACAAAACAAUGGCCUCUGCUUCACCACUGAAGACAACAACCAGAAAGUGGUGCAGCAAGGAAUGCAGCGAGUGCUGACAGAGGAGCAGUGGAACAGUAGGCAGCAGGAGCUGAUAGACCGGAUGUUGAAAGCUUUAGCACAAGAACCCGAGGAACCAACUGUGCCACCUGUGAAGAUGGCCGCUAGCUUGGAUGGAGCCUUCAUUCCAAGCAUGGGCGGAGAUGUUCCCUCAGUAGUUGGAACAUUUUGUUAUCAAAGAGCACGCGCCAAGGUGUCCGAAUGGCUGAGCCUUAAAUAUGGAAACUCUGAUGUAACCUCCGGGGUUGGCAGCACGAGCGCCUCGGCCAGUCAUGUGGAGAAGUGGGACGGCAGCACUCUGACAGAUGACGGUCAUCAAACAAGUUGUUUUUUGCCAGAGAAAAGCACAAUGAAGUUAGAUACUGUUCUCUGUGCCAGGGCCUCCACAGAGACCCAACGCAGGCACUCUUUAUAAGCAAAACAGAUGUAGCACUCAAGCAGGUUGGAAACAAAGUACACUCUGACAAUGACAAAAUAUACUACAGGGAAGCACUGCUUUCCAAUCCAAACACAGCUGAAUGCUAAUAUGGAUCUACAGUAUAUCUAGUGAUACUGGUUUCUGAUGGCUGAACUUCCUGAUAUUUUAACCAGCAUAAAGACCUUUUAUUCUAUCUAUCUAAGAUCUACAUUUAAUCACUGAAUGUUAUUUAAUCAUGUAAAUGCAAGGAUUAUAAUUUUGUCUGUUUACUGUAGCAUGUCCUAAAACCUUUGGAGUGGAAACGGUAGUAGCAGUGCUGGGUUACUUCUCACUGAGAUCAGCAAAUAAAAAGUGUUUGUUCAUGUUUUUACAUCACUGACCUGAAAAGAAUACUGAAAAUACUGUAAAAUAGUGUCCAACAAGAAAUGAAAAUACAUAGUCAUGCUUUUAUAUUAACCUAACUAUAAUAACAUGUUAUAUCUGUAUAGAAUCAUUUAAUCGUAGAGGAUGUGAAAAAUAAUAAUGGCAAUGCUGUUCUGGCUUAUACUAUGACAUAACCUGUCAUCUUCAAUAAAUAUCUAAUACGAAUCAA